AAAGGAAAUAUCUGUAAACUAAAAAGGAAAACCUAGCCCCACUAUAUCCACACGCCCUAAAGCUCCAUCUCCGGCAAGGCAGCCUGUUCCGAUGAAAUCUCAACGGCAAAGCACAAGUGAGGAUACACAUUAGCCAUGAGCUUGAGUAAAUGCAUUUGGAUGCCCCAAAACUCUCACAGACAUCAUGAAUUCAAUCUUAGUGAAGACUUCUUCAGCACAUUACAAGUAUAUCAUCUCUACAUGCAUAGAAUGAGCUCAACGAGCUAAUACCACUAUUGAAAAGCCAUAAACGAGUGAUAAACCUUCUCCAAGGUUGUGAUGUGAUCCAGAAGAAUGAGACCAGAACUGAAAAUUUCAGUUGCUCCCACAAAUGAGACAGAUGAAGAAGCUCUACUAUCGUUCCUAAGUCUUGUUACGAGUCCUAGUAAUUUUUUGGCCAAGAACUGGACCAGGAAUACUUCUUUUUGCUCUUGGUUUGGUGUCACUUGCAGUUCAAAAGGACAAAGGGUUGUGUCCUUGACUCUUCCUAAUUUGCAAAUUCAAGGCACAAUUAUGCCGUCUUUGGCCAAUUUAUCCUUUCUCAGUUUGCUUGAUCUCCAGAACAACAACUUCCAUGGUGGCAUCCCUUACGAACUUGGCCACUUACCUCGCUUGCGUGUGAUUGAUGUUAAAAACAAUCAGCUCAAUGGAAGUAUUCCAGAAAGCCUAUUUCAACACCGGAAAGUUCAAGUAAUUUCAUUGGCUUUCAAUGAAUUCAGUGGUGAAAUAUGGAAAGGGCCCUGGUAUGCACAGGAACUCAGAGUCUUGAAUCUCAGGAACAAUACCCUCACGGGUGUAAUCCCUCCUUCUGUUGGAAAUGCCACAAAGUUGCUGAACUUCACUUUGUCUGGGAAUAGAAUCAAUGGAAACGUUCCAAAGGUGAUUGGUAAUCUGAGCCAACUUGCAAACUUGUACUUGUACGAUAAUCAAUUAACAGGUUCGAUUCCUGCAACACUCUUUAAUAUCUCAUCGCUACUUGUUGCAUCGCUGUCAUUCAAUAGACUUUCUGGUCCUUUCAUGCUUGAUGAUGGGAAUACUGUGUCAAAUCUUCAGUUUAUAAAUUUAGCUAAGAAUCAAAUUUAUGGUAACAUUCCUUCAAACAUAUGCCAACUCACAGAGCUGAAAAUUUUAUCCAUUUCUUUCAACAACAUAACUGGAGAAAUACCUAGGAAUAUUGGUUGUCUAGCCAAGCUCAAGGAGAUCUAUAUUGGAUAUAAUGCAAUUAGUGGGACUAUUCCUACUUCAUUGGGCAAUAUUUCCACUCUGCAACACCUGAAUUGUCAAACCAAUCGCAUAGGGGGGCAAGUUCCUCCAGAAUUGGGGAAGCUGUCACAUUUGACGCAAUUAAGCUUUCAAGAGAAUUAUAAUAUUAUCGGUGAAAUUCCAGAGGCUAUUUUCAAUAUAUCUUCUUUGGAAAUCAUUGCCUUCAAUUUCAACAAUCUCUCGGGGAGAAUUCCAACCACUACAGGUCUUCAUCUUCCAAACCUUAAAGAGCUUCUCUUGGGAGUCAAUAAAAUCAAAGGGGCAAUUCCAUUGUUCAUAACAAAUGCUUCCAAGCUUGAGAUACUUGGGCUAGAAGAAAACUUCCUCACAGGAACUAUUCCUACUAAUUUGGGAAAUCUUCGUGAGCUGCGAAGUCUUAUAGUACAUGAAAAUCAACUUACCAAUGAACCAAGAGAGAAUGAGCUGAGAUUCUUCAAUUCAUUGGCGGACUGUAGGAUGCUUCGAUAUCUAGAUGUGAAUUCCAAUCCGUUGAAUGGUGUUCUUCCCAAUUCUAUUGGAAAUCUUUCAUCUACAAUUGAAUUCUUUCAUAUAGGAGAUGCACACAUCAAUGGCUUCGUUCCCACUAGUAUUGGCAACAUGAGUGGUCUUACAAACCUAGUCUUUCAAAAUAACAACCUGACGGGAAAUAUUCCUCCUGAGAUUGGUAAGCUUAGACAACUCCAAGGUUUGUAUGUAACUAACAAUAAAUUGCAGGGACAUAUUCCAAGGGCGCUAUGCCACUUACCUAAUUUGGUUCAAUUGUCUCUAGAUGACAAUGAGCUCUCUGGAUUAAUUCCAGAAUGUUUAGCAAAUCUUAGCAUGCUACAAAAGUUUUAUUCGGGUUUUAAUAAAUUUUCAUCAAAACUUCCCUUGAGCCUUUGGAAAAUGAGAAGUCUUCUUUUUCUAAUCAUGCCACGAAGUUCUAUAGAGGGAGAAGUUCCAUCGGAUGUUGGAGAACUGAAGGCCAUUGUAGAACUAGAUCUUUCCGGAAACCACUUUACAGGAGAGGUACCAAGCAGAUUGGGGGAACUCCAAAACUUGCAGUCUCUUGACCUAUCAAACAAUUCAUUUGUUGGUAAAAUUCCAUCAUCCUUUGCCAACUUGAUAAGCUUGGGAUUCUUGGAUUUAUCUUUAAAUGCGUUGUCAGGUACUAUUCCAAAGUCUUUGGAAAAACUCACAGACCUUAAAAGCAUUAAUGUUUCAUUUAAUGAUUUAGAAGGUGAAAUACCAAGUGGUGGUGUGUUUGCGAAUUCCACUCUGCGAUCAUUUCUUGGGAACAAAGGUCUUUGUGGAAGAGACAUGAUAUUGGAGGUUCCUGCUUGCCCUAUCACUAAUUCUGGACGACAAUCAGUGUCUAAGAAGCUUAUUCUAAAAAUUGUUACUCCACUGAUUAUUUCAUCCUUUUUGAUGUUCUUGUUGGUUUCCAUUUGGAUAAUGAAAAGACGGAAGAAAGGAAAGUCCAAAGAUGUGGAAAAGGUACUGGAGAUCAGGACUCAUCAAUCAGUUUCUUAUGAUGAGAUUCAACGAGCAACAAAUAAUUUUGAUGGAUCCAAUUUAAUUGGUGUGGGAAGCUCUGGCUCUGUGUACAAAGGCACAUUAUUUGGUGGGACUGUGGUGGCCAUAAAGGUUCUGGAUAUGGAAAAUGAACAAGUAUGCAAGAGGUUUGAUACCGAAUGCAAAGUGAUGAGAAAUGUUAGGCAUAGAAAUCUUGUUCCAGUGAUUACUAUUUGUUCUGGUGCCAACAUAAGGGCCUUUGUUUUGCAAUUUAUGCCCAAUGGAAGUCUAGAGAAUUGGUUGUACAAAGAAGAUUGUCACUUGAACCUUCUUCAAAGAGUCACUGUAAUGCUUGAUGCGGCUAUGGGAAUUGAAUAUCUACAUCUUGGUUAUGACACUCCGAUAGUUCAUUGCGACCUAAAGCCAGCCAACAUUCUUUUGGAUGAAGAUAUGGUGGCUCAUGUUGGUGAUUUUGGCAUCUCUAAAAUUUUAGCUGUAAGCAAGUCCGUGGUACAUACCGAGACAUUGGGCACUCUUGGUUACAUUGCACCAGAAUAUGGCUCAGAGGGAAUAGUGUCCACUAGUGGUGAUGUUUAUAGUUACGGCAUCAUGUUGAUGGAGGUUUUGACCAAAAGAAGGCCAACAGAUAAAGAGAUAGUCAAUGGAAAUCUUGACUUGAGGAAAUGGAUCAAACAAUCAUUCUCAGGGACUAUGAUGGAUGUUGUGGAUGUGAAUCUUUUUUCUGAAAAAGAACGAAUCACUUCAAAAAGUGAAAUCUGCAUAGCCUCCAUGAUAGAAUUGGCUCUAGACUGCACAAAGGAAAUGCCAGAAUCAAGAAUAACCAUGAAAGAUGUAGUCAAGAGGCUUAACAAAAUCAAGAACACAUUUCUGGAAACAUAGAAGUUAGCAUCUCUUUCGAUGGUUUCCUUAAUAAAGCCGUCAUGUAUUGUUUGUACUUCUGAGAGUUGCAUUUCCCUCAUUUACUUCAAUAUAGUUCAGCUGCAGUAUUUUACUUUCUGUUUGCAAGCUCCAGUGGUUCCAUAUAUCCUGUAAUUUUAGUAUCCAGUUAACUUGGCAACACAAAUUACUUCAAUUUAGAAAUGCAUUAGAAAGGGAA
Capsicum annuum is the source of this 3913-nucleotide messenger RNA. Its product is annotated as receptor kinase-like protein Xa21. Gene Ontology annotation, biological process: protein phosphorylation. Gene Ontology annotation, molecular function: ATP binding; receptor serine/threonine kinase binding; protein kinase activity. The record is from RefSeq and is a predicted model, not a curated record. Bases 334 to 3696 code for a protein of 1120 amino acids. The transcript has 5 exons. Lineage: Eukaryota; Viridiplantae; Streptophyta; Magnoliopsida; Solanales; Solanaceae.